This is a messenger RNA of Leptopilina heterotoma, 2576 nucleotides long. RefSeq names its product polyadenylate-binding protein-interacting protein 1 (gene Paip1). NCBI's taxonomy places the organism in Eukaryota, Metazoa, Arthropoda, Insecta, Hymenoptera, Figitidae. Gene Ontology annotation, biological process: regulation of translational initiation. The transcript is spliced from 8 exons. The record is from RefSeq and is a predicted model, not a curated record. Gene Ontology annotation, molecular function: protein binding; translation activator activity; RNA binding. Bases 657 to 2129 code for a protein of 490 amino acids.
UUCUGCUUUGUAUACAACCAUGACAGAAAAUACAUUAGCGCAAGUGUGAGUGCAUUGUUAAUAUGUAUCAGUUACAGUGUAUCAAAAUUGAUAAAUGGAGCUUUGACCUACUAUAAAGAACCGGAAAAUCUUCUGGUAUUCAUAUUAAAUACCGGUUAACUGUUAAUAUGUUAAUUCAGUUUCUACUGCUCGUAACGUUCGACUGUAGAGAAGAGAUGUUUAAGUUACUGGGCAAAAGUGUGUUGUAAUUAAUGCAUUAGUGUGUUUUGCUUCCCACCCAUUCACUAAAAACAUUUAUUGCAUCUAGUCUAAACAUUUGAAACUUGAAAUAGAAGGUGAAAGGUGAAAUAAAUCCUUUCAUUUUACAACUUAAACUACACGUUUAAUUGAGUGCCGAAUUUUCGUGUUUCAAUUGAACACUGAAAUUUAUUCAUGACACACCUUUUUGCAAUCGUUAUUUUAUCAAUUUACUAAUAAUUAGUGCACAAUUUAUUCUAACAUGUGCUAUUCCUUAAAAUUCCAACCCGUUGUUAAAUUUUACUCUAAUAACUAAGUGAUAAAUUUUUUUCAUUCAUCACAUACCUGAACUGUAUUGAUUUUUUUCCAAACACAUACUCUUGAGAUUUAACUUCCCAAAAAAAACAAAAGUGAAGAAAAUGGAUAAUUCCGGAUCAGAUGGGACUGGUUUUCCCAAUAAUAGUAAUCGUGGAAUAGGUCGUGGACGUGGACGUGGCUCAGGUGGAAAACUCGAGAAUAAACCUCUCAGAAGACCACAAGAUGCUACGGCACAACCUCCAGCAACAGAGAGUGCAGUCAACGCCGAAGUUGUGAAAAACUCCAAACUUUCCGCCUCUGCUAAGGAAUUCGUUCCUCAGAGUUAUAAUUCAGGCAAUCAGUCUUCUUACGGUGGUCGUUCUUCUCUUACUGAUCGUUUACAAAUGGCUAGACAAUCUGGUCCACCUGCACAAUCUAAUUAUCAACGUCGUCAUCAGUCAUCAUCUGGAGGGCAUUUUCAGCAAUCUCAAUACUCAGGUCAACAGCAGCAUGGACAAAUGAUGUAUCCACCAUAUGAAGAUGCUUCUCAAUAUCAAGGUUUCAAUUACCAACAUGGGAGUCAAGACUACGGAUAUCAGGAUGGAGGAUCUGGAGACUAUGUUGAUAAACAUCAGACAACAAGAAGAGAGAUAAACCAUCAAUUAGCAGAUUAUGAAGGGACGUUAAGACAUCUUGAUCAUGUGAUGAAAACUCUGACUUUAGAUCCCGGACGAUUCGACGCGCUGUUAAAUCGUCUUGUGAAUAAUUUAAAACCGUAUUUGGAUCAACCUAGCCAAUCGCAGGAAAUCGCUAGUAUGAUUAUUCAACAGUCAAUCAACGAAACGAACUUUCGAUACAGUGGUGCAAGAAUUUGUACGAGUCUUGUUGCUGUCACUCCCUCUGAGGUUUCUCCUUCUAUUUUCAAAGAUAUGCUACUAACACGUUGUCAGGAGCAAACAGAUUCGUUGUCAACAACUUGGCAGCAAGCAAAAAAUCACAGUGACAUGGAGGAAAAACAAUGUCACGGUUUGAUAUUAUUCCUCGCUGAAUUGGUCAUUCAAAUGGAGUCUUCAUUUGCUGUUUCGUUGGGUAAAUUAUUAGUGCAACUUAUAUCCGGCGUUCUAAUAAAUCCAACUCCAAACUCUGCCAAAAAUAUCUGCCAAGCAUUGAAGUUAGCUGGACCAACACUGGAAAGUGAUUCAAGCAGCAAGAAAGAAAUGGAAUUCGUGAUGCAGAAAUUAACAAAACUCGUCACCGAAGGCUUCGUUGAUUCACACGUGGGACGAAUGGUGCAGGGCGUAAAUAAUUUACGAAACGAUAAUUGGGGCAAUUCCGUGAAACCCGAGACGGAAAUAAAUACUGAAUCAGCGAUCCAACAGCCUAAUGAGCCGGUCUUUUACGGGCCUGAUGGAAAUAUUCUAUCCGCUGAAGAGAGCAAAUUUUUACAAGAAAUUUCCGAGAAUGCUCCAGACUUAGAAGAGUAUGACACUGAUACUGAGCUUGAAAACGAGUUGGCAAAAUGGGACGACGAAGAAGAUGAGCUUACUUCAGCUUACGAAGAAUUUUUGAAUAUGAGUAAUAAUACAUGUCGAUAGUUGAUUUACCGAUCCAGGCCAUUAUAUUAAUUAUUGGAGUGAAAAUAUUUAUUUUCUACAUAAGUGCAAGCUGAAAUUUAUUAAUUUCUUUAAGAAAGUGUAUUAUUCAGAGGGUGUCCUUUUUAGUAAUUUUUUUAAUUUCAAAGAGACUAAAAGGUAUGUGUAGUGCUAAAACAGCAAAUUAGACGAAAUAAAUGCAUCAGUCAUAAAUUAUACAUAAUAUAUUAUGGGGAAAAAAAAGUACCAGUUGAUUUGAUUUUGAAAAAUAAACCUUUUUUUUGUAUUCAGAUUCAUUUUCUUUCAAUCGAAACAAAACAAUUUGUCACUUUAACUUCACAAUUACAUUAUACACACGUAUUAUAAUUCUAUAUUUGUAGAUUAAUAUUAUAAUUUACAAUAUUGGAAAUUAUUUAUAAGUUGUAAUUAAACAUUUAUUAUAAAUGCAAA